This is a messenger RNA of Cylas formicarius (sweet potato weevil), 1507 nucleotides long. RefSeq lists its product as uncharacterized. Lineage: Eukaryota; Metazoa; Arthropoda; Insecta; Coleoptera; Brentidae. The coding region runs from base 1 to 1179 and encodes 392 amino acids. The transcript has 2 exons. The record is from RefSeq and is a predicted model, not a curated record.
AUGUCUAUCGAACUGCAAGACCAUCAGAGGGCUUUGGUAGAAGCGGCGGCUAAGCAAUGCGGCUGUACCGACGUCCGCUUAAAAGUGAGCCGGGGCUCCGCCAAAGGCGAUAACUACUUGGGGGACAUCUACAGGAUCGAAGUAGCUAGCGGAAACGGUAGCGAAGCUUUGAAGAUCAUUAUGAAGAGCGCUCAGACCGAUCGCGAAUUCAGACGGAAACUCUACGUUAGGGAGUUUUAUCUACAAGAAGCUCGCAUGUACGAAAAAUGUCUGCCAAAACUCUACUCCCUGCAACUCCAUAAAGCUAGAGUAAGUCCAAGGUAUUACGGCAGCUGCCUCGAGCAUCUAAAGGAAACUAUACUGCUGGAGGACAUGAGAGAAGAAGGUUUCGAGAUGAGGAACGGCACGGUACCAAUGAACGCUCACCACGUGGAGCUGGUACUGAAAGAAUACGCAAAGUUUCACGCGGCAUCAAUGGCCUUGAGGGUUUUGGACACUCGAACUUUUGCGGACCUGACGAAGGAUUUCUUCAACGUUUACGCACACGGCACAGACAAAUCGCUUUGGUACGGUUCCGCCUUCGAGGUUCUGGUUCGCCUCGCCGGCGACAAGUUCAAAAAGUCUAAACAAACUUUCUUCGCUGAAUCGGAAGAAAUGUUUACCAGCCUCAACGACGAAAAUCUGGCCAUUUUGCACGGCGACUGCUGGUCGAACAACAUGCUGUUCAAAUAUCGGGACGGAAACACUUCCGCGCCGGUGCAAGUAUGCUUCGUAGACUGGCAAGCGAGCAGAUUAGGCACUCCGGUGGCGGACCUGACGUAUUUCCUGUGCUUGUCCGGGUCCCGUGAUAUUUUCACCGAUACGCCGAAAUAUAUGCAAAUCUAUUACGACGUCCUGAGCGGCAGUUUGACGGAGCUCGGCUGUAAUCCCGACCGAGUCUUCAGCUUUAAAACUUUCACGGACCACUGGCAUAGAUACGCCCGAUUCGGAUACUUUACUGCGGUGACGAGUUUGAAGGCGACCAUGUGCGACAGCAGGGACGCUCCGGAGACGGGGAGCAUAAAGGAGGGGGCGACCUGGGGGGACCAGAUUCGGUUCGCGACCUACGAGAAAGAAGCCGAGUACGAAAGGCGGAUGAGCGACGUUGUCGAUUUUAUGAUCGAAAGCGGAUUCAUUUAACACUGAAAUUGAAAAUUGAACACAACCCGCGGGGUUGAUUUUGAACGUUGAAGCAAAAUUCGAUUUAUAAUUUGACGUUUGUAAGAAGAAUGGGAAACAAAUAACAGUUAAUUGGUUGUAUUCUUUUCUCUCUCUUCAGUCCUGACCCUCAUUAAGGAGUGUAGUGGUCAGCGUAACAUCACGGAUGAUUGUUCUCCAUGCGCUUCUGUCUUUGGUCAUCUCAACGACAUCGUACAUUGGCUUGCUACAAUUAGUCAUGAUCUGGUCUAUCCAUCGAGUAGAAGAGCGGUCAUUUGAUCUACGUCACGACACUUUGCCUUGAAUUAUG